Psilocybe cubensis is the source of this 813-nucleotide messenger RNA. RefSeq lists its product as uncharacterized. The coding region runs from base 1 to 813 and encodes 270 amino acids. The record is from RefSeq and is a predicted model, not a curated record. Lineage: Eukaryota; Fungi; Basidiomycota; Agaricomycetes; Agaricales; Agrocybaceae. The transcript is spliced from 6 exons. Gene Ontology annotation, cellular component: peroxisome. Gene Ontology annotation, molecular function: enoyl-CoA hydratase activity; delta(3)-delta(2)-enoyl-CoA isomerase activity. Gene Ontology annotation, biological process: fatty acid beta-oxidation.
AUGCCCUCAGAUCCUAUAACUGUGCUGCCUGCCAGUGACUCAAUGGUUACUUUGACCCAUCCGACGACUACUUUAUGGAUUCUAGAGCUCCACAACGGAGUAGAUAAUCGUCUUUCGCAUACGCUCAUUAACAAGGGCAUAAAGCCUGCUCUUGAUGUUGUCGAAAGAGAAUGGCGAGAGCAACGGCAGGCGGGUCGCGAAGACGCCGGUCAUGGUGCGCUCAUCGUAGUUGGGAGGAGAGACCAAGAUAAAUUCUUCAGCAACGGUUUGAACUAUGAAGAGUCGUUGGCGGACCCCAACUUCUUUCAACAAACCUUCAAUCCUAUGUUGACUAGGUUAUUAACAUUCCCGAUUCCAACUAUCGCAGCAAUCAAUGGGCACUGCUUUGCAGGUGGUUUCGUACUCGCGCAAGCAUGCGACUACAGAGUAAUGACCGACGGCUCAACACGUAAUGCAUGGCUCUGUAUGAACGAGAUCCACUUCGGAGCUCCAUAUCCUCUUUCCGUGGCCUCGCUCCUAACCUCCAAAUAUGGGAACACCAAUCUGCACCGUAAAAUUGCUCUCGAAGGUCACCGUUUUACUCCUCCCGAGGCUCUAAAAGAUGGUGUUAUAGACUACAUUGUUAAGGGCACAACUAAAGAUAUCUUGAAAGCAGCCGAGGAGGUCGCAAAUCGAGUUUCUGUGAAUGCAAAGGCCGGAUGUUGGGGGCUAAUCAAGCGAAAUAUAUACAAGAAGCUUCUGGACGAUGUCAUACAAGAUAUUAGGCUGAUAAAUCCACUGAUAGACGCUGCUGCUGCUAAAGCAAGGCUUUAA